CUGGGAGAGCAGCCCUUGACCCUCAGAGACGGGGACGAGGUGGCCGUUAUACCGCCCCUUAGUGGAGGCUAAAGAAAUUAUCAAGGUAUGGCUGCAGAUGGGGGUCAGGAUCUAAUUACACUCACUACUGACAAGCUUUCUGCUGAUAGUGUUUCUCAAUCUGUUACGUGUCCCUCCUGUGGUGCUGUAUCUCUGUUUAUUGGAACCACCAGAGAUAAUUUUGAGGGGAAGAAAGUGAUCCGGCUUGAAUAUGAAGCGUACAGUCCAAUGGCAGAGUCAGAGCUCAGGAAGAUCUGCCGUGAGAUCCGGACAAAGUGGCCCAGCAUCAGACACAUUAACAUACAGCAUAGACUUGGUGUGGUUCCUAUAACAGAAGCAAGUGUUAUAAUAGGGAUCUCGUCACCGCACAGAAGUGAUUCCCUGGAGGCGGUGAAGUACUGCAUCAACACACUCAAAGCUACUGUGCCAAUCUGGAAAAAGGAAAUAUACGAGUCUGGGGAGCCGUGCUGGAAAGAGAACAAGGAGUGUUUGUGGGCGGAUACUGGGAAAGAUCCCAACCAAAGUUGAACUGUUAACUAGC
Molecule: messenger RNA, 580 nt
Organism: Sinocyclocheilus grahami
Lineage: Eukaryota; Metazoa; Chordata; Actinopteri; Cypriniformes; Cyprinidae
Product: molybdopterin synthase catalytic subunit-like
Exons: 5
Coding region: 88-567 (159 amino acids)
Biological process (GO): Mo-molybdopterin cofactor biosynthetic process
Cellular component (GO): cytosol; molybdopterin synthase complex
Molecular function (GO): molybdopterin synthase activity
Source: RefSeq, a predicted model, not a curated record